Molecule: messenger RNA, 1816 nt
Organism: Trichomycterus rosablanca
Lineage: Eukaryota; Metazoa; Chordata; Actinopteri; Siluriformes; Trichomycteridae
Gene: fzr1b
Product: fizzy/cell division cycle 20 related 1b
Exons: 15
Coding region: 222-1688 (488 amino acids)
Biological process (GO): positive regulation of ubiquitin protein ligase activity; positive regulation of anaphase-promoting complex-dependent catabolic process; anaphase-promoting complex-dependent catabolic process
Cellular component (GO): anaphase-promoting complex
Molecular function (GO): anaphase-promoting complex binding; protein binding; ubiquitin ligase activator activity
Source: RefSeq, a predicted model, not a curated record
GUAAACACACAGACAGAACCCUAUUACUGGAGAAUUGCCCGCAAAGCUGUACGGAGCUAAAACUAAUUUUUACGAUUCACUGCCUGCACUUGCAUAUUAAAGAAGAGGUUUAAGGGGAAAAACAAUCAAAUUGACCUUAACUGCGUUUUAUAAACAGCGAUACAGGGAUGGAAGACCUUGAUGAAGCGGCAAACGCAGACUGAGACAGAGACAGAGCGGAAAUGGACCAGGACUAUGAGAGACGCCUACUCAGGCAGAUUAACCACCAGAAUGUGCCCGAGGGCCACUUAAGUAAGUCCGGCUACACCACAUGCAGUCCACUCAGUGUUAAAUUAGGCGACAGGUACAUACCCACUCGCGCCGGAAGCAACUGGAGCAUCAAUUUCCAUUACGCCAAUGAGAACUGUUGGGCACCAAACCAGAAUCAACGGUCCAAGGACGCAAGUGCAGACACAGGAAAGGAUGCAGUGGCCUAUGCAGCCCUGCUGCGGAACGAACUGCUGGGAGCAGGCAUCGAGGCUGUACCAGACACUCACACAGAUGAUCAGCGGCAUACCAUCCUCUCCCAGGACUCCCAUAGCCUCUUCAGGUACACUAUCCACACAAAAAGAGUGCCUUUUGACACCGGCAAUGAAAUCUCUCCAUAUUCCCUCUCUCCUCUCAGUAACAAAAGUCACAAGCUGUUGCGCUCACCAAGGAAACCAGCGCGAAAAAUCUCCAAAAUCCCUUUCAAGGUGCUGGAUGCACCGGAGCUACAGGACGACUUCUACCUUAACCUGGUGGACUGGUCAGCCGGAAACCUGCUGAGCGUUGGUCUGGGGGCUUGUGUUUACUUGUGGAGCGCCUGUACCAGCCAGGUUAGUGUGACCAGGUUGUGUGACUUGUCAGUAGAUGGAGAUUCUGUGACCUCAGUCUGUUGGAAUGAGAGGGGGAACUUGGUCGCUGUAGGAACCCACAAGGGCUUUGUACAGAUUUGGGAUGCAGCUGGAGGCAGGAAGCUAACCAGCUUGGAAGGGCACUCGGCCCGUGUUGGUGCAUUGGCAUGGAACGGUGAACAGCUGUCCUCAGGCAGCAGGGACAGGGUGAUCCUACAGAGGGACGUACGUGCUCCGCCCCCAGCCGAAAGGAGGCUGCAGGGCCACAGGCAAGAAGUGUGUGGCCUCAAGUGGUCACCUGACCACCAGCACCUCGCCUCUGGAGGCAACGACAACAAGCUGCUGGUGUGGAACAGUUCUAGCCUGGUACCCAUGCAGCAGUACAGCGAGCAUUUAGCAGCGGUGAAGGCCAUCGCCUGGUCGCCACAUCAGCACGGCCUGCUGGCAUCCGGUGGGGGCACGGCCGACCGUUGCCUGCGCUUCUGGAACACGCUGACGGGGCAGGCGCUGCAGAGCACAGACACGGGCUCACAAGUCUGCAACUUGGCCUGGUCCAAACACGCCAACGAGCUGGUCAGCACACAUGGCUACUCACAGAAUCAGAUCCUGGUGUGGAAAUACCCCUCGCUUACACAGGUGGCCAAGCUGACUGGACACUCCUACCGUGUGCUCUACUUGGCGGUGUCUCCAGAUGGUGAGGCCAUCGUGACAGGAGCAGGAGAUGAGACGCUGAGGUUUUGGAACGUCUUCAGCAAAACACGCUGCACCAAGGAGUCCAAGUCUGUGUUGAACCUGUUUACCAGGAUACGGUAGUGACAGAGGUGAGAAGAGAACAAGCUUCAGAGAAUCUGUUAUCUCUUCAUCUCGUCUAAACCCGGAUGGAUUUCCUCUCACCACAGUCCUGCAAUGUCUUCAAUAAACUCACAGCAGAUAAGCAAGUC